Molecule: messenger RNA, 2288 nt
Organism: Homo sapiens (human)
Lineage: Eukaryota; Metazoa; Chordata; Mammalia; Primates; Hominidae
Gene: CHIC2
Product: cysteine rich hydrophobic domain 2
Exons: 7
Coding region: 1593-1982 (129 amino acids)
Cellular component (GO): Golgi apparatus; cytoplasmic vesicle; plasma membrane
Source: RefSeq, a predicted model, not a curated record
GAGUGUGUCUGCGCGCAAGCUCGUGUAAAGAGCGAAGGCGAGGUGGGGGCGAGUGUGCAUGAGCGCGAGCAUAAGUGUACUGUCAACAGUGAGAUUAAGCUGUUCCUUUAACUGAGUGCAGCCACUAGUCUCCUGGUUCCUGCCAAGGAGGAAAUUCAGAGGCUGAGGAGGGAGGAUCGCUUGAGCUGAGGAGUUCAAGGCUGCAGUGAGCUAUGAUGGUGCCACUGCACACCAGCCUAGGUGAGAGAGUGAGACUCUGUCUUAAAAAAAAAAAAAAAAAAGACAUUCAGGAAAGCUUGGACCACCAGUAUACUCAAUUAGACCAUUAAAUCUUAAAUCGUCACAUGGCCUUGAGAAAGCCACAUAGCAUCUCUGAAAUAUAGCAUAUCAUAGCAUCUCUGAAACAUAGCAUAUCUGAAAAUAAAUACACCCUCUUUGCUUACCUCACAGGUUCUUGGGGGAAUAUUAAAUGAUAUAUUAUGUACGUGCUUUAUAAGCAGUAAAAUAUUACAUAAUGCUGUGGUAACCCUCACAGGGUUGAUAAGCUAGGGAGCCUUAAGCAUCACCUAUUACCCCGUAUUUAUUGUGUACUGGGCCUUCUUCUAGGCACUUCACCGAUCUUAAGCCCUUGAAUCUGCUGAGCAUCCCAAUGGGGCAGGUACUGAACAGGGAAGUUAAGUGGCUUGUCUAGGGUCACACAGUAAGUGGCAGAGCUGACAUUCAAGGCCAGGUAGUCAGGUUCCAGAACACACAUUGUUAAACACCAGACCAAGCUGCCUCCUGUGUGCCCCACUGACACUUCCUGUGUCCUCCUCCAUGAGCCCCUGGCAGAGAUGACAAUUGCUUGCCUUAACAAUAGAUAAGCUACCAGAAGUCAGGGCCUGUGCCUCAUUCACACACGUCCACAGUGCCUGCCACAUAGCUAGAGUUCAGUAGAUAUUUGUUGAAUGAACAAAUACCCUCCAGGGAGGGAUACAAUAAGUCUGAUACAACUACUGUAUUUUUCCUUCAUUUUUUCUUGGCUAACCACACUCAUUUCCUUCAGUUGUUUCCAAAAGGAGGUUGGCAUCUCUCACUGUCCUCAUUGACCUCCUUUGCACUUUCUCCACGUCAACAGUGACCCAUCUAAAGCCGACUACUGUGACAUGAACACUGCACUUGAAGAGCCUGACCAGCGCUGGGCUCAGUAGAACUAUCCUUUCUUCUCCCAUGGUGUAUCCUCACUGUCCAGGACUCUCUUCUCAGAAGCCCACUCCUUCCCCUGUGCUGUUUAUAUGCUUAAUGAAACCAAGUACCCAAAGUGACCGUUCAACUGUUACUAGGCAGCUAAGUAGACUCCAUUAAACCUUUUCCUUCCUUCCUCCCCUUCUUUCUUUCUCUCCCAUUCUUCUUUCAUUCUUCUCGUCCUUCCUUCUAUCCUUUCUUCCUUCCUGCCUCCUUUUCUUCCUCUCCUCUGCCCUUUCUUUCAGGUCUUUUUUGUGGUAGGAACUGGUAAGAAAAGGAAAGGAAUUCCCUAAGAUUUUAAGGAAACAACAACAAAAACCAGGUUAUGUUUGGUGAGAGAGUUGGGGCAAGAAACUGCAUCUUCUAAUAUGGAAUCCAGAUUUGGACUGAGCAACAAAUUUGAAUCUGAAUUCCCUUCUUCAUUAACUGGAAAAGUAGCUCCUGAAGAAUUUAAAGCCAGCAUCAACAGAGUUAACAGUUGUCUUAAGAAGAACCUUCCUGUUAAUGUACGUUGGCUACUUUGUGGCUGCCUUUGUUGCUGCUGCACAUUAGGUUGCAGUAUGUGGCCAGUUAUUUGCCUCAGUAAAAGAACACGAAGAUCGAUUGAGAAGUUAUUAGAAUGGGAAAACAAUAGGUUAUACCACAAGCUGUGCUUGCAUUGGAGACUGAGCAAAAGGAAAUGUGAAACGAAUAACAUGAUGGAAUAUGUCAUCCUCAUAGAAUUUUUACCAAAGACACCGAUUUUUCGACCAGAUUAGCAUUUACUUUAUUUAUAGAGACUUUCCAAGUAUGUUGUCUUUCCAAUGGUGCCUUGCUUGGUGCUCUCCUGGUGGUGACAUAACAUUGGUUCUACAGAAUCGUGUGGUGUUUUUUUUGUUUUUGUUUUUGUUUUUUUUUUAAAUAACCGCAUGUUCUAAGUGUGCAUUUUUGUCAAUCUUUGCAACAGUUAUUUCAUACAGAUGUUUAAUACUUAAGUUAUUGUGCUCUUUUCUGUUAUGUAUUCUGAUUUUCAAGGAUUACUUUUUUGUAUUAUCAAAAAAAUACAUUUGAACUUAGCAUAAAAA